Messenger RNA from Python bivittatus (Burmese python), 396 nucleotides. RefSeq names its product basic helix-loop-helix family member e23 (gene BHLHE23). The record is from RefSeq and is a predicted model, not a curated record. Gene Ontology annotation, molecular function: E-box binding; protein dimerization activity; DNA-binding transcription factor activity, RNA polymerase II-specific. Gene Ontology annotation, cellular component: nucleus. NCBI's taxonomy places the organism in Eukaryota, Metazoa, Chordata, Lepidosauria, Squamata, Pythonidae. Gene Ontology annotation, biological process: positive regulation of transcription by RNA polymerase II; sensory organ development; axon development.
AAGCCCAAGGAGCAGCGCUCGCUGCGGCUCAGCAUCAACGCCCGCGAGCGGCGGCGGAUGCACGACCUCAACGACGCGCCGGACGGCCUGCGCUCCGUCAUCCCGUACGCGCACAGCCCGUCGGUGCGCAAGCUCUCCAAGAUCGCCACGCUGCUGCUGGCCAAGAACUACAUCCUCAUGCAGGCGCAAGCCCUCGAGGAGAUGCGGCGCCUGGUGGCCUACCUCAACCAGGGCCAGACGCUCGGCACCUCCAUCCCGCCCGGCCUGGCCCCCUUCGGACAGUCGGCCGCCGUCUACCCCUUCACGGGCGCCGCCUUGCCCAGCUGCCCCGAGAAAUGUACUGCCUUCGCCGGGGCCGCCUCUGGCCUUUGCAAACACUGCAGCGAAAAGCCGUGA